Apis cerana (Asiatic honeybee) is the source of this 1450-nucleotide messenger RNA. It is a transcript of the gene Rh5, whose product is annotated as Rhodopsin 5. Gene Ontology annotation, biological process: visual perception; G protein-coupled receptor signaling pathway. NCBI's taxonomy places the organism in Eukaryota, Metazoa, Arthropoda, Insecta, Hymenoptera, Apidae. Gene Ontology annotation, molecular function: G protein-coupled receptor activity. The record is from RefSeq and is a predicted model, not a curated record. Gene Ontology annotation, cellular component: membrane.
UUUCUUUCACCCAAUUUUCCAUAUAAAUAUCCUAUUUCUCGCGCGAAACGAAACGAGUGAUCUCCUUUCUUUGGCAAACGCAACGUUUUAACAUCCAUACAGCGUAACGUUUAACGUUAAAACAUAUGUUCCGUCGAUGCGAGAAAAAUUUUUGGGAUGGAACGUACCGCCGGAGUAUUCGGAUCUUGUGCAUCCCCAUUGGAGAGCAUUCCCAGCACCUGGGAAACAUUUUCACAUCGGACUCGCGCUCAUCUAUUCGAUGCUGCUAGUAAUGUCUCUCGUAGGCAAUUGUUGCGUCAUAUGGAUAUUCAGCACAUCAAAAUCACUGAGGACCCCUUCGAACAUGUUCAUAGUUAGCCUGGCGAUAUUCGAUAUAAUAAUGGCUUUUGAAAUGCCGAUGCUUGUGAUAAACAGUUUUAUAGAACGUAUGAUUGGCUGGGAAAUCGGAUGCGAUGUCUAUUCGGUGUUUGGAUCGAUUUCUGGCAUGGGACAAGCUAUUACCAAUGCUGCCAUCGCAUUUGACCGUUACAGAACCAUUUCCUGUCCGAUCGAUGGACGACUCAACUCGAAACAAGCCGCGAUAAUCAUCGCUUUCACGUGGUUUUGGGUGACACCGUUCACUGUUUUACCAUUACUAAAAGUUUGGGGCCGAUACACUACCGAGGGCUUUCUCACCACUUGUUCGUUCGAUUUUCUUACGGACGACGAGGAUACGAAAGUCUUCGUCACAUGUAUCUUCAUUUGGUCUUACGUGAUUCCUCUCAUUUUUAUCAUAUUAUUUUAUUCUCGAUUGCUCAACUCUAUUCGCAAUCACGAAAAAAUGCUACGAGAGCAGGCAAAGAAAAUGAACGUGAAGUCAUUAGUAUCGAAUCAAGACAAGGAAAGAAGCGCCGAAGUGAGAAUCGCAAAAGUAGCAUUUACCAUCUUUUUCCUUUUCCUUCUAGCUUGGACACCGUACGCAACCGUUGCUUUGAUAGGGGUAUAUGGCAAUCGGGAACUUUUAACGCCUGUAUCUACGAUGUUACCUGCUGUAUUCGCCAAAACAGUAUCUUGUAUCGAUCCAUGGAUUUACGCGAUCAAUCAUCCGAGGUAUCGACAAGAAUUACAAAAACGAUGCAAAUGGAUGGGCAUUCACGAGCCGGAAACGACUUCUGACGCUACGUCCGCCCAAACUGAGAAAAUCAAAACAGACGAAUAAAUCGAACGUUCUAAACUUUGAUGCGCUUAUAUAGGCUGUUUUUUCGGUAUUUGAUCGAGGUCGCAUCUAAAGGAACAAGUGCAACCUUGAUUUUGCGUUUUUUUGAUUUUAACUCUUAUAUCAAUAAAUAUGUAAAAUUUAACAUUUUAUGUAAUUAUGGAUAUGAAAUUGUAUAAAAAUACAAUCGUAGCGAUCCGUGCACGGAUAAUAACGAUUGUACUCUUAUUAUUAAAGCAUUAUUAAAGAGCAAAA